Microbotryum saponariae is the source of this 1184-nucleotide messenger RNA. The record is from the annotation of a GenBank genome assembly. Lineage: Eukaryota; Fungi; Basidiomycota; Microbotryomycetes; Microbotryales; Microbotryaceae.
AUGUAUGAUCUCCCAUAUGCAGCCAAGUGUUCGAUCAUCAACAUCUACUGCUACACAAAGAUCCUGUACUACAGCCGAUUCCUCCCCGCCCCCAAGAGCGUUGUCAAGGAGAUCGAGCAGGCCGUCAUGCUCGCCAUUCACGGUCGAGCUUCGGAUGGUACUCAGCGACGUCCGAAGGUCUCCCGGUCGCGCCUCUGCACCCCUCUCGAUCACGGCGGCUUCGGCUUGAUUAAUCUGCCUCGGCGUCUAGCGAUCGAUCACGCGAAGUGGGUCUUCCAGUUCCGGGCCCCGGACGGCUGCUUCACACGCCACCUCUUCGACAUCCGCAUUCGCCUCCAGGCACCGAACGAACCAACCCCUUUCACCUUGUCCAGACCGGCGCCCAACCAGCAUCGUCCGCCCUUGGAUCUGGAUCUGGUGGGCAUACUUUUGCCAUCCUCCCCCGAAGUGGGACCAUGCGGUGAGAAAGACGAGCAAACUUCUUCCUGCACGUUGGGUCCGAUACUUCGAAGCCUGGGCGUCGGUGACCACGCUCAAUCCCCCGGAACUCUCCAAGAGCCAGAACCUCGAGCAAUGGGCGACGCACAUACUCUACUUCCCAGCGGGCCACGGAAUACAACUCUCGGUAAACCCGACGCUUUUUCGAGGGCCCGAUGGCGAGGUGAUGACCCCGUCUUCGUUUGUGAACGCGUCCAAACGCCACCAAGUCUUCAUCUUCCCUCCUAUCUUCCCCAAGGGACACCAGAAGGUAUUCGAUCUGCCUGAGCAACGUUGGAACGCUUGGUGGAAGGCUUUGCGCAGGUUCGCCGGGUUCACUCGGACGCCGAGGAUACCACCUUCUCUCCAUGGGGUCCCUCCAUCCGGGCAGCCAAGUCGCCUCCCCAACUAGCCCUCACCCCAACAAUCGAUCGGCCUCCUGUGUGAUGUGCCUCUCGGAAGCACCCGAGUGCCUGGCCCACCUCGCGGUCGGCUGCCCAUUUGCCCGGCGUCUCUGGUCUGCUCUGUCCCCGACCCCCCACCCAGUCUUUGUGGACUUUGUAUGUCCGGUCGUGUCUCGCUCGGAACGUCGACUUGUCGAACUACGAGUCCUCUUCUUUCACUCGAUCUGGAAGCUCUGUCGCCGUCGCCGAUUCUCGUCGGAUCUCCUGGAACCGAUCACCGAAACGGACUUCGAGGGGCUUUGA